AUGAAAAAGUGUGAACAUAUAGGAUCAAACUGUGUUAUAUCAACGGACAACUCUGAUAUCAAUAACAGAAGUGUUGUGAUCUUCACACAUUCGUCACUACCAAGUUCUCCUCCCCUGAAGAAUAAAUUCCAGAUAUGGAUGUUUAAUACUCUGGAAAACAAAGCUUUUACACAUCGGCCAAAUACCGCUUGGAAAAAUCAAUUUGAAUGGAUCAUGUCUUAUCGAAGAGAUACCGACGUUCAACGACCGUAUGGUAAAAUCAUAAGACUGGACAAAAGUUUGGAAAAAAAAUAUUCUGAGAAUUUUCGACAAAAAACGAUAUUCGGUGUCUUGAUGUCGGGUCACUGCCCUGUUCCAUCUCGUCGUAAAGAAUACAUUGAACAGUUGCAGAAGUACAUGCCAAUUGACACGUUUGGAUCAUGUGGGAAGAAAAAGUGUGGGAUUCGAACCAAUUUGAAGAAUGAUUGUUUAACGAAUCUUGCUAGGGAAUAUAAAUUUUAUUUUUCCUUCGAGAAUAACAUCUGUAAGGAUUACUCUACAGAAAAGGUGUUCAACUUGUAUAAAAAUGAUUUCAACCUUAGCAUCAUACCGGUUGUAAAUGGUCCUCCCCAGGCAAGUGAAUAUUUACCUACGGGAACGUUUUUAAGCACGUUAAAUUAUACUUCUCCAGAGGUGUUGGCAAAAAAGCUUAAAGAAAUUGGAUCAAGUGAAAUAUUAUAUACUAAUUACCUGAAAGAAAAAGAUAAAUACAAUUCAUUAGAUGAACCUGAGAUUUUUCGAGAAGCGAUAUGUAAUGUUUGUCAGAAACUAGAUAAUAUGGAAGGGGACAAAAUUUUGCCAAAAGCGGAUGUGAUGGACAUGUUUAAAAAUGAUUGUUGACAUAAAUUCUCUGUAAAUACCAAAAAUACGUGGCCACGCACUAUCACGAAAUUGAAUUUUAUCUCUCUGACUUGAAAGAAUGUUCUAUAUGAAUACUUUCUGUGGGUAUAUUUUUGACAGUUUUCAUAGCAAUGACAUUGAAACAUUUAACUACUGGCCAAAAUGACAUAAGGAGUAUCAUUAUAUAAAUAACUCGUAAACUCCCUAAAUACAGUAAGGUUUGAUCAUGACAUUGGUUUAAUUUUAUAAACAAGUAAUCAAUGUACCUGUAAACAUAAACUGAUUUCAGUGAAAUGUACAGAUAACAAUACCAUGGGUUUGUGUUUCAUAGAUUUAGCUUAUAAGAUAGUGAAAAACAGGCACAUUAAAUGAUAUCAAUUUAAUUUUUAGCAGGCAAUUGAAAGCUGGAAUAAACAAUUUUUUAAAACGAUAAGGCCUUAGUCUAAUAGAUACAACCAAAAUUGGCUUGGGUAAUAUUCACUGGCUUUCACAUACAACUAUUUGAAGUUAUCGCUUUUCCACAAAAUCCAACCUAAAGGUACUUCCCUUUGUUGACUCUUCUGUAUUGAAGUACGAAAAAGACGCCACAACAACAUGGCAAAAGCAGACGUUGGAAAAACAGAUCAAAUGGGGUGGAAAAGGCAUGCGAUUUAUGUUUUAGUGUAUUUAGAGUAAUUUUAAGUCUCCAAUGAAUUGGUGAAUAUGAAAUCCCUUACCAAAAUGAAUUGUUUGCGGGCCAACUGAUUAGUUUACCAGAAAACUUUAGAACUUGUUUGCCGAUCUCUGCCAGUAGUAGCAAUCUUCUGGUAAACCUCUUUUAUUUUGCCAGAAGUUUACCAGACACCCAAUUAUGUUUGCAGCUUUAUCGCCAGAAGUGACAAACUUUUGGCAAACUCCUAAAAAUUUGCCAGAAGUUUACCACAAACAUUUUCUUCUUUUUUCUUUGGUUUUUUUUAACUUUCUGAGCUUGCCAAAGCUUUACCAGAAAUAAGACUUAUACAAUUUCAUAAACAUUCAGCACACCUUAAAGACUGUCAAUUAUAAUGAAUUACUUUAUAAUUUUGUAUAUUUGUAUCGAGAUGAUUCAUGCGGGUUAUGAAGGUAGCGAACAUUACAGGAAGUGUGUUAGCGGGUUAUGUAUUUGUCCUGCAAUGUCGCUACCGUCAUAUCCGGAAUGAAUAACCAAAGAAAGCAUUUUAUUGUUUAA
Molecule: messenger RNA, 2086 nt
Organism: Magallana angulata
Lineage: Eukaryota; Metazoa; Mollusca; Bivalvia; Ostreida; Ostreidae
Product: glycoprotein 3-alpha-L-fucosyltransferase A-like
Exons: 1
Coding region: 1-879 (292 amino acids)
Cellular component (GO): membrane
Molecular function (GO): alpha-(1->3)-fucosyltransferase activity
Source: RefSeq, a predicted model, not a curated record